AUGGAAUGCUUUCGACAAAUCUAUCGGUGCAUCAAGUCACCAUUCAACCGUGACAAGGGAAAAAUCCUUGAAAUUGGACCCCCAACCAACUUCCGCAAGGAAGAACUGCCAGCUUGCUUCUCGGACGCCGAGUCAGUCUUGUCGCCCAAGCAAAACCCAGUCGAGCUAUCAGUUCUGACAAAACCAUCACAGCACCCUGACGUCCCAGAAGAGCCGCGAAACAGCGAAGGACGAUACGAUCAUCGAGAUGAUGGAGCAGCCGCCUUCGGCCAAGGAGAAGAUCCAGAGCCACGUCCGGAGGAUGAGCGUCAAACUGUCACGACCCGGUUCCGAGACCGUCUGAGACCAUCGCGGUGGCUUAGCCCUGUUCGGUCAUCGACACCAGCGAGUAGCCCCGAGAGAGAGGCCGUGAACGAGCUGGAAAUGUACACCACAGCGGAAGAAAGCCCGAAGGAUAUUUAG
Molecule: messenger RNA, 462 nt
Organism: Penicillium cinerascens
Lineage: Eukaryota; Fungi; Ascomycota; Eurotiomycetes; Eurotiales; Aspergillaceae
Exons: 2
Coding region: 1-462 (153 amino acids)
Source: RefSeq, a predicted model, not a curated record